Molecule: messenger RNA, 1705 nt
Organism: Truncatella angustata
Lineage: Eukaryota; Fungi; Ascomycota; Sordariomycetes; Amphisphaeriales; Sporocadaceae
Exons: 2
Coding region: 242-1705 (487 amino acids)
Biological process (GO): DNA-templated transcription
Molecular function (GO): DNA binding; zinc ion binding
Source: RefSeq, a predicted model, not a curated record
GUCUAUAACAACAACGUAGCGGCAAGGAACUGCAGCAAUUACAUUGUGGAUAAUGGAUUGAAAUCUUGGCAGAGAAACGACUCCACUGAAAUCUUGGAGAUGCAGCUCUGAAUGCCCCUGUUUGUUAGAAUUUAUGGCUUUGUGGUUGUUCCAUGGCACUCAAAAGCAGCUUGAUUAGAUGGUCAGAGGAUUUGAAGAUAUUUACCAGCCAAAUGCAUGUUGGUGAAUUCUGCCACUGCAUAUGCGUGCAAUGAGCCAACGCUAUGACGUUCGCAGAUACGACGGACCUCGCCGACCGGGGCAGGGACCGUCUUUCGCUGCGCCCGGUUAUUCAUUGGCCUUAUCGCCUGUUGCUGGCUCGGUAGACUCUUCACAAAGCACCCGCCAUGUCUUUGCUCCAGAUUCGAGCCCAUUUCAAGGAUCGCCGCUCGUGGAGACCAGAUUCGCAACACUAUGUUUGGAUGCCUUCUUCGAGUACAAAUAUCCAAUCAACCCGAUCCUAAAUCGCCAACACAUAGAGGCCGCGUUGCUAGAUUUAGGUUCGGACCCGGAGACCUAUGGAAUGAUAGUCGCUUGCUGCGCCGUCAUGGUACAGUCGCCGGGGCUCCUUGCUCCCUUGUCAACAUCAACGCCAUCGGCAUUUCUGCCAUCGCCGUCACCGUAUGCUCUAACGCAUGAAACACCAAGUGCGUCUUUUCUUAUAGAAGAAACUAUCAGGGCCAGGUGCUCGUGCAACUACAUUGAAGCACCUUCGCUGAUUACGGUCCAAACAUCCUUCUUCCUUUUCUCGGCCUUGUUCUGCCUCGGAAAAGACAACUCAGCUUGGUUUUAUCUUCGUGAGGCCAUCACUUUCCUUCAGCUUCUUGACCUACAUGAAGAGGAUACCUUUGCAUCGUCGCUCCAGAAUGAUCCUAUCCUAUCCACCUAUUCGCGUCGGAUGUUCUGGGUGUUAUUCAUUACAGAACGUGCAUAUGCUAUUCAACGGCACAGAGCACCAACACUAGAAAAAACCAUCGCACUACCCUACGAAGGAACUGAGGUCGAGAAAGAAAUUCUCCCUGGAUUCUUCGCCUUAAUUGCUUUGUUUGAGCCCUUCGACAACGACUUUUUUGCUCUGUGGAAUCAUUCCGUAGUGUUACCGACGUUGCCCGCUGAGCUAUUGGUCAGAAUGCAGAGAAUUCUCAUGUAUACCUUGCCCACCACAUCCGGUUGCACGGACAGCCAGUUGGCGGACUUGCUCAUUUCACGGGAGUGGCUGAAGAUUAUGAUAUGGCAAUUGUGCGUGUCAAACACAAUGCUUUCGAGCUUGAGCAAUGAGGAGAGCAUGUCCUUCCGGUAUCCAAUCACCAUCGCCCGCGAAGUCAUUCUCGUAUCGAAGCUUGUGCCACUAAAGGCGUUGGAGGCAAACGGAGUGGGCAUUUUGGAAAAGGUCUUCGACAUUGGUUGUUCUCUGGCCGAUGUGUUAUCUCUCAAGCCGAUCUUCUCAGAGCCGUCAAUGCUGGAGGUUGGGCCAAGAAAUUACUUAUCUGAGAUCAUUCGUAUCGUGGGCACGACACUCGGAGGCAGCGACAAGCAUUUGCAAAUAUUAUUGCGUAAAGCCUCUGAAUGUUUGCCGACAGUUGUUGAUAGGCCGUUGUCUGCCACGGAAGACAAUUCUAGUGAGCGAUACCAAGUUUAUGAGCUUGAAGAUAAUGCAGACGAUUAG